AGCUAGGGGAUAACAUUCACACAGAACACAGAGAGCAGACCACUUUUCUAGAAAGAAAUAUACCUUGAAAUUCAAUGAUACCCUUAUCCAUUAAGAAAAAGAACCCUAAACAACGUCUCCCAUGGAGAAAACCACAAAAAAUGAAAUCAUUAUUUUAUUAUGUAUUGAAAUGAAAACUUGUAUAUAACCAUUUAAUAAAUUCCUAGAUGGCUUAGCUACCAGAGUAUCCACAGCUCUUAAUCUUUCAUGAUUUUUGUCCUAUGACGAUGCUUCAACUUUUUUCCAUGCUCUGCCAUAAACUCAAGCAACACAGUCGAUUUUGAAUCGGAUUGUCAUUUUGUGUCCCCAAAUCCACCACAAUCUGAAGCUAUUUAUAUCAUAUGAUGUUGGGAUAUAUAUGAAGCAGAUUAGAAAUGCUGAAUUCGACGCAUCAAUCAAAUCAAGGUUGAUCAACCGCCUUUUCUUCAUCGGAGGAGAGCUAGGUGAGCUCCUUCUUCAGCACGUGAAAACCCUUCUCUCCUGUUUUCAUCACCUGUGAAAAUAACGAGGCAGAGCAUGAAUUAGCCCAGGCCAAAGAGCCCUACCUUCUAGUACAAUUACCCUUCGUUUGUAUAACACGCGCUCUUCAAGUAAAACAAUCUUAAAAAAAGGCGGGGGGGCUUUUACACUCUCUUUCCAUUCAAACCAAAGCUCUCUUUUUGAUGAAAAAAAGUCACUAAUCUCUCUCUCCUAACGAGUUAGGGUUUUUUUUUUUUUGCUUGAAAUUAUAAUCAGGUAUUUGACUGUCGAUGCCGACUAAUCCGAGAGUUGUGAAAGCCUUUAGGGCUAUGAAGGCGCUUGGAAUAAGCGAAAAGCAAGUUAAACCUGUGUUGAAAAAGAUGCUAAAACUGUAUGAGAAAAAUUGGGAGCUAAUUGAAGAGGAAAAUUAUAGAGCUCUUGCGGAUGCCAUUUUUGACGAGGAGGAGUCUAAGGUUCCUGACGAGAAUGAUGAUGCUACUGAGGGAACUUUUGAGGAAAAAACUCGGAUUUCUAAUGAACCUGAGCGGCCGUUCAAACGGUUGCGUAGAGGCCAAGAUGGGCAAGGUUCCUCCCCGCCUAACAACAGCGACCUAGUGUUGGCUGGAAGUCCUUCAAGAAAGCCUAAAGUGCAGGGGAAAGUACUACCUGUUGCGAAAUCCCAGCAGCAGUCUCUGGAAACGAGAAAUUCACAACCCAGGCCUAUUUCACUUCAGAAUCCUGCUGGAAACAUGAGCUCACAAACUGUUUCUCCUGGUUGUUUGGCGGUGCAGGAACACUCUAGUCAGUCUGAUUUAUCUGAUAUGGAUGGAACAUUGUUGUCUGAUUCACUUUUGUCAUGGAAGCAGCGAUCAUACAAGGGAAAAGAACCUUUAUUACCUGCGGCUGCUCCACAAGAGAAAAGACCUACUUUAAAAGGAUCAUCGCAAGCAGUGCACUUCAAAGACCCCGUAGUUCAGCCAAGCGCUUUUCUCUCACCCAAACAAAAAGUGCCUCAUUCUCGUGCUCUGAUCAAGCCUAAAGACGAGCCAUUUACUGGUGACAUGCCUUUUGAAGACGCUAUGCAAUCUAUUGCAAUUAUCCGACCAGAUUCUGCAAGCAAAGAACAAUCUCUUAUUCAAAGAGUUUCUUCACGCAAACAGCAUCAUCAAGAACCUCCAGCAUCCCAAUUUUUAGCUGGAGAAGAUAACGUUCCAGUUUCAUCAAGUCCGGCAAGAGAUAGCUGUGAACUUGCAACCAUUCCAGAAGACUCUCCGGCUAGCUUAGAGAUUGCCACCUCAGCACUGGGAGAGGUGAAGAUUUCUCUGAGCUGCAACUCUAUGCUUGGAAGACCAGAUUUUCAUAUGCCUAGUCAAGAUGAACUUCUGCAAUCAAUGCAGGAUAAAUGUCUCCGAUCUUACAAAAUCCUUGACCCAAACUUUUCUGUCAUGCAAAUGCUGAAAGAUAUGUGUGAAUGCUUCUUGGAUUUGGCAACUGAUUCCUCUCAUGAACAUGAAUCGCAGGAAAGGAUUUUGAAUGUAACACCAGCUCUUGAUCUAUUGAAGAAAUCUGUUGGUGUUGGUGGCAUUAAAGAAAAUAACCAUGUACCAGCCUAUGUUGCAAGGGUAUCAGUUGAUGCUCGUCACUUUGAUGAGGUGGCUGCUUUUCAAAUUCCAAGACCACUACAGCCUCCGAAUGUUUUGGAGGUUGUGCAGGUGAGUGAAGAGGCUAUUGAAAAUGGCUGUUCUGGAAGUGGCAAAGUAAAUGAAUUUAGAGAUGCUGAGUUUGGUAGUUUGAUUGUGGUUCCACAGAGUCAACUGACUCCUGAUGAGUUUAGGUCCCUUCAUUAUCGUACUGACAUCACUAAGGGAGAAGAAAUGGUUGAGAUUCCAUGGUUGAAUGAAGUAAACAGCGAGUUUCCUCCAUUUUUUAACUACAUACCCCGGAAUCUGAUUUUUCAGAAUGCUUAUGUCAACUUCACUCUCUCUCAAAUUAGGGCUGAAAAUUGCUGCUUGGCUUGUAUUGGUAAUUGUUUGUUGUCAUCUACACCUUGUGUUUGCUCCAGUGACACUGAGCAUGGUUUUGCAUACACUUUAGAAGGCCUUGUCAAGGAGGAUUUCUUAGAAGAUUGUAUCUCUCUGACUCGGGAUCCUCAGCGACAAUGCCUUUCUUAUUGUAGAGAUUGCCCACUGGAAAGAUCAAAAAACGAUGAGAUAUUGGAACCAUGCAAGGGUCACGUGAAGAGAAAAUAUAUAGAAGAAUGUUGGAGCAAAUGUGGGUGCCACAAACAAUGUGGAAACAGAGUCGUGCAGCGAGGUAUAAGGUGCAAGUUGCAGGUUUUCUUUACCCCUGAAGGGAAGGGGUGGGGUCUCAGAACUCUAGAAAUACUACCAAAAGGUACAUUUGUAUGCGAGUAUGUAGGGGAGAUACUAACCAACAAAGAGUUGUAUGAGAGGAAGAUGCAAAGGACAAGUAGCAGCAAGACUGAGAAGCAUGCCUAUCCAGUUCUACUUGAUGCGGAUUGGUGCAUGAAAGGAGUUGUAAAGGAUGAAGAAGCUCUGUGUUUGGAUGCGACAUUUUAUGGAAAUAUUGCUAGGUUUAUCAAUCACAGAUGUCUUGAUGCAAAUAUGAUUGAAAUCCCCGUGAAGAUUGAGACCCCUGAUCAUCAUUAUUAUCAUCUUGCUUUCUUCACAACAAGAGGAGUGAAUGCCUUAGAAGAGUUAACAUGGGAUUAUGGGAUUGAUUUUGAUGAUACUGAUCAACCUGUGGAGGUAUUCCCAUGCCGAUGUGGCAGUAAGUUCUGCAGGAACAUGAAACGUUCAAAUAGAUCUAAUUCAGCAGCAAGAUGAUCAGAUGUGCAGAUUAUGAGACUGCCUCAUUCUUCCACAAUCCCAUCCAUGACGAGAGAAGAAAGAUUUUGAAGUGGAUUUGCUCAGUUUUUCUUGGUCCUGCUGGCAAUCUUGUCAAAGUCAUAUGGUGUUAUUUUGUCAAGCCGGAUGGUUAAUUGGCAGUGGGUCGUGCACGGCCCUAAAAAUGUGUUUAUGAUGUAUUGAUUGCAUAAUCUACCAUCCCAGUAUUGAAUUUUGCGUCUAAAUCUGGGAUUUUGUGCUGCAGCUUGGCAACAACUGGGUCAUGUAUGUCUUUGUUUAUUGUACAGGAUUUUGGCUUUGUGA
Messenger RNA from Populus trichocarpa (black cottonwood), 3668 nucleotides. RefSeq names its product probable inactive histone-lysine N-methyltransferase SUVR2. NCBI's taxonomy places the organism in Eukaryota, Viridiplantae, Streptophyta, Magnoliopsida, Malpighiales, Salicaceae. Gene Ontology annotation, cellular component: nucleus. The record is from RefSeq and is a predicted model, not a curated record. Gene Ontology annotation, molecular function: histone methyltransferase activity; protein binding; zinc ion binding. The transcript is spliced from 10 exons. Bases 789 to 3344 code for a protein of 851 amino acids.